This is a messenger RNA of Chlamydomonas reinhardtii, 3793 nucleotides long. RefSeq lists its product as uncharacterized. Gene Ontology annotation, biological process: protein transport to vacuole involved in ubiquitin-dependent protein catabolic process via the multivesicular body sorting pathway. Gene Ontology annotation, cellular component: endosome. NCBI's taxonomy places the organism in Eukaryota, Viridiplantae, Chlorophyta, Chlorophyceae, Chlamydomonadales, Chlamydomonadaceae. Gene Ontology annotation, molecular function: protein binding. The record is from RefSeq and is a predicted model, not a curated record. The transcript is spliced from 20 exons. Bases 55 to 2736 code for a protein of 893 amino acids.
CUGCAACCUCUAGCCAGAUCUAGCAAGGCACGCUCACGAAGGGCCUCUUGAAAAAUGCCGACCGCUCAAUCGGUUAUGUUAGCGAUACAUUGCAAGAAGACGGAGACUGUGGACAUCAAAACACCGCUGCUGACUUAUAUAAGGGCAACGUACUCGGACAGGGAAGCAGACGAUGCAGCGGAUGACCUGGAGAAGGUGCAGACCCUUCGUGCGGAAGUGGCGCAAGGGCAAAGCGGGGCGCAGCCGGGCGUGCGCGAUACGCUGAGCAAGUACUACCGUUAUCUAAACGCCAUUGAGACGCGCUUCCCCAUCGGCAAGGAAAAGAGCCAGGCGCAGGUGUCCUUCGCCUGGUUCGACGCGUUCCGCCCCUCCCGGCGUGUGGCCCAGAACAACAUCCACUAUGAGAAGGCCGCGCUGCUGUUUAACCUGGGCGCGCUGGCCUCACAGCAGGGCCUGCAGAGCGACCGCACCAGCGGCGAUGGCCUCACCGCCGCCUGCAAGCUGUUUCAGGAGGCGUGCGGCACGUUCCAGCUGAUGCGCGAGGUGGAGAGCGCCAAGACGGAGAGCCCGCGGCCGCUGGACAUCAGCCUGGAGUGCGGCACGCUGCUGGAGAAGCUGAUGCUCACACAGGCGCAGGAGUGUGUGUACCACAAGGCGGUGAUCGACAAGAAGAGCCCCAACGUGCUGGCGCGCCUGGCCAAGCAGGCCGGCACCAUGUACGAGGAGGUGGAGCGGCUGUUCAACGGCGCGGCGCUGGCCAACUACUUCGACAAGAGCUGGGGGCAGCACGUCAGCCUCAAGGCCAGCAUCUACCAGGUGGAGGAGCUGAUCCAGGCCAGCCGCCAGCACCGGCUGGACGACAAGGUCAACAACGAGAUCGCGGUGCUCAAGGAGGCCUUUGCGCGCCUGCAGAACACCCGCCGCAUUGCCAAGGCCAUCGGCCAGGAGAUGCUGGACAGCGUUAACAAAACGCAGGAGCUGGUCCAGGCCCUGCUGGCCAAGGCCGAGAAGGACAACAACUCCAUCUACCUGAUGAAGGUGCCCGCCUUCGCCGACCUGCCGCUCACCACCGGGGCGCUGCUGGUCAAGCCGGUUGCGCCCACCAACCUGGAGGGCACGCCCGAGCACCUGUUCAGCGGCCUGGUGCCCGACAACAGCGCCCGCGCGCUGUCCAAGUACACGGACAUGGUGGACGACCUCAUCCGCCGCCAGCUGGACCGACUGGCGGGCGCCACAGACACCGCGCGCAUCAAGCUGCGCGAGUGGGAGCUGCCCGACACGCUGCAGGCGCUUGAGACGCGCACAUCGGCGGCGCUUCCGGACGCGCUGAGCCGCGAGCUGCAGGAGAUCGAGGGCAUUGGCGGCGUGAACCACCUCAAGGGGAUCCUGGCUGAGAUCGGCGAGCUGCGGCGCGAGGUGGACGACGACCUGAUUGCGGCGCAGAACUCGCUGGACUCGGACGCGCGCGCCGACGCCGAGGCGCGCGCCAAGCACGGCGACAAGUGGCGCGCACAGCCGGCCGCCACCGCGGCCAAGCCCUACUGGGACCGCAUCCAGCAGUACCGCACCGCCAUGCAGAAGGCGGGCGACAGCGACCAGGGCGUGCUCAAGCGCCUGGCCGACAACGAGGCGGCCUUCGCGGCGCUGGGCGUGGAGGCGGCGGCGGCGCAGAUGCCGCGACUGCAGGCGCCCAUGGUGAGCACGGGCCCCGAGGACCCGGUGGCGGUGGUGGCGGGCCUGCGCCGCAACUUGGACGCGCUGCAGAGCCUGGCCAACGAGCGCGGCGGCAUGGAGGAGGCGCUCAAGGAGCUGAAGAACCGGGACAACAUCCUGCAAAAGGUCAUGGCCACCAACCCCACGAACCACGACGCGCUGUUCCGCGAGGAGAUCAAGAAGUACGACAGCCUGGUGGCGGACGUGGACAAGAACCUGGCGGCGCAGGACGCGCUGCUGGCGGCCACCGGCGGCGCCAACGCCUCCUUCCGCACCCUGUUCGACGUCACCGGCUGGCGCAGCGCCUGCGAGGCGGCGGCGGCGGGAGUGCGCGAGACGGUGCGGCAGUACCGUGAGCUGCUGGACCACUGCAGUGAGGGCCUGCGCUUCUACCUGGGCAUGAGCGAGGUGGUGCGCAAGGCCAAGCAGGAGGCCGCGGACUUUGCCUUCACUCGCCAGGUCCAGCGGGACGAGCUGAACCAGGAGGUCGACCGGCGGGCGGCGCAGGAGGACGCAGACAAGUUGGCGGCGCGCAUGGCGGCGGCAGGGCUGCGCUCUGGGGCCGCACCGCCGCCGCCGCCCGCGGCUUACCCCGCAGCACCGCCGCCGCCCGCGCACGCGCAGCACCCGCAGCAGCACAUGCAGCAGCACCCAGGCAGCUACUCGCAACCCGCGCCGCCGCCGCCGGGCCACCACGGCGCGCCGCCGCCGCCCGUAUACGCGCCGCCACCGGCGCCCGCAGCUCCGCCGCCGCCGCCCCACGGGCACUACAACUACGCUGCGCCACCACCGCCUCAGCACGGCUACGCCGCUCCGCCGCCCCAGCCGCCCUCGGGCGGGUAUGGGCAGGCGCCGCCGCCGCCCCCUAGCGGCUACGGGCAGGCUCCUUACGGGUACCCAGGGUACGGGCAGCAGGCGCCUCCGCCGCCUCCACCGCCGCAGUAUGGCGCACCUUACGGCGCACCACCGCCUCAGCAGCCGUACCCUUACGGCGCACCGCAGCAGCCGUAUUACCAGCAGUAAGCCGCUGCAACCGGUGAAAUUGGUGUGUCAGGGACUAGUGUUCAGUUCUGGGGCUUGCGGCACUCUCGAGGAAAGUGGUGCGGCUUGAGCGGACCUGGGUGGGCGGUGAAGCGGACUGCUGGAGUGCUGUACGACCUGGUGCACACUGCAUGGCGGGAAUUAUGGAUGUGCAGGGGUGCAUGGGUUUCAUAUCAGGCAGUUCAGGCUGACAAGGGAGUCUGCCCGUCAGUACAGUAGUGUGCAGACGCAGGCAUUAAGUACAUGGGGUUAGCUGAGGUAGCUGAGGGCAUGCAAGGAAAGCACAGGGUUGGGGAGGCGGGCAUUUGGGGGGGGGGGGGGUGGCCGCAAACAUCAACAUUGGCGUACCCGUAUGGGCGUUGUGCGUUGAGUUGCAAUCACAUUAGCCACUGUGUAGCGCGUUGGAAACGAAUGAAGGUCAGCGCUGCUGUAGGUGCCCGUUGCCCAGUCAACUUGGCUUGGGGCAGUCAGAAGACAGACAUAGUUGUGGUGAGUGUAGGAUGCAAUCAGCGUCACCGCUGCUGCUUGCUGGCAUGACAAGCACACGCGCAUUGUGUUUGUGGAGGUGGGGUGGCUGUUCGGAAGACGUGCAUGUAUGCGCUGCGCUACUGCUUUGUGUGUGUGUGUGGACGCAGUGGCAAGGAUGCCCGUGGCCUACACAAGGCAGUGGAGGACAGGGAAGGCGCCAAAUGGGAUGGCGGGACGAGGUUUGCAUUCCGAGCAUCAGGCACCACUAACAGUCCAUGCCUGCGGCAGCUGGCAGUGCAGUGAAUGUGACUGGCUGUAAACUGGCCCCGCGGAAAGGUGAAAAACAGCAUCAUGAUCACAUGUGUAUACGGUACAUGAUAAGAUGGACCCCCGCCCGUCAGCUUUGUGCUGCGGCGCCGCUGCACGUCCAUGUCGCCGCCGUGUUGCGCCUCCUCACGCGCGAGUAGAUUGAGGCAGCCCUGGCGGGUAGCGGCUCGGUGGCGCAGGAAGGCUUGUCGGGGCCCUUGACUAGAGCCCUCAUCGACGUUCUGCGCUGUAACAGUAACACGAC